Scophthalmus maximus (turbot) is the source of this 12464-nucleotide messenger RNA. It is a transcript of the gene dnah12, whose product is annotated as dynein, axonemal, heavy chain 12. The transcript is spliced from 74 exons. The record is from RefSeq and is a predicted model, not a curated record. Lineage: Eukaryota; Metazoa; Chordata; Actinopteri; Pleuronectiformes; Scophthalmidae. Gene Ontology annotation, cellular component: dynein complex. Gene Ontology annotation, biological process: microtubule-based movement. Bases 298 to 12171 code for a protein of 3957 amino acids. Gene Ontology annotation, molecular function: dynein light intermediate chain binding; ATP binding; ATP hydrolysis activity.
UUCGAAGAUCAAAGACAUUUCACAUUAAACUCGGAACCAUGAAAUUUAUGAUCAAAGUCAGACCAGUUACUUUUAAGUACGAGGUAUAAAUGAACAGUCAGAAUUUUGGUUUUACAGUCACACGUCAAAGACCAAAGUCAGACCACUGAGUUCAAAUGAAGAAGUUUGAAAGUGAUUAAUCAGAUUAAUAAUGAGAAAUGCACAUGAACGCGGCGCCAAGUCGUAAUUACGAGUGGGAAACUCUGAGAUAACUUUGAUACCCGAAGUCCCGAGUUCGGGCGACCUUAACCUUUCAACAUGGCGGAGAAGAGGACAGAUUCAGUGAUGAAUGAAAUGAAGGGCGUGUCCCAGGUUCCAGUCCUGCCCGCGAUAAGGGGCACCCUGCAGCAGGUCGAGCGGUUCUCGGCGGCCGAGGAGGACUUAUCCGAGAGGGCGAUGGUCCACAAGAUGCUGCUGAGUCACAGGAGGAGCAAGACGCAGCAGAAGCAACUCCACAUGGCAUCGGUGUCAAGGGCAAGGGGAACUGCCAGACAGGGCACAGAGAGGGGAGCAGCACGCAGUCUGUCACCAGAGCCACAGUUUCCACCUUCUAUGUUUAGUGAGAAGCGGAGGUGUAAGAUGAACUACGAGUUCCUGAAGCAGUGUGUGGAGAGCCGCCCGUACUCUCCGAUCCAGCAGCAGUGGUUGGACUCCAUUGUUUCUCGAGUCCCACAAAAUCUUAAAGAGAGCCCCGAGACGACUAAACUGCUACAGGAGCUCUGCAUGGAAGUCAGCAACGAGUACCACAAUGUCAUUGUCAAGCACACAGUGGACACAAUACUAGAGGAUCCAGAGAGAAAGGGACCUGUCCCAGAAAAACAGACUGCUACCCAGACAGAAAUUCUGGAUAUCACCCAGCAUUGGCAGGGCAGCUUUAUCAGAAGCUGUAUGAAGAUAAAAACAAAUUUACACAUCCUUCAUCCGGUAAUGCAAACUGUUUUGGAUAUUGGCUACACAACAUUUUCUACACUGGUCCUAGUUGAUCUUUCAGGAUGCAGGGCUUCAGGACCCAUGGACUGUCAGAGCCUACAGAACAAAAUGGCUGUGGAGUGUAAGAGGACAGAAGAUCGUAUCAUGAAUACCUGGUUUCCCAAAGUCAUCCACUUACUAUCCAGCAAAGAAACUCUUAAAGGAGUUCGAGAGGAGAAAUUGGACUCCUUCUAUGACUGUGCAUCCACGCUCAUCUCCAAUCAGUUGAAAUCCAUGCUCCAGAAAAGUAUAGAGGAGUUUGUCAGUCUGUUUGAGCCAAGCAAUCACCACCACUUGCCCCUCUUCUGUAUGGCUUUGACAUUUGAUGAUGAGAAGAUGGAAAUCUACCCCACCUUACAAGACCUGGAGGCGGCUGUUUUUGAGAUUCUUAACGCCAUCACAAACACACUGCAGAGAGUACAGACGGUCCAGUCAUGGUUGACACAAGCCAUAUCUUCAUUUGUCGAUGCUAAGGUGGCUGAUCACAUCCUUGCCUGGGCUCAGGCCACUUUAAAGUCAGCUGUGUGGAAGAAUCUUGAAGAACCCGACAAACAUUUCCAGAGUUAUGUUGACAACUACGACUGGCUAGUCAAUGGAACUGCACAGGCUCAGGUAGAGACGUUCAUGGGAGAGGAGCACUCUUUUGAUGAGUACACUAAGCAAGUGGAGGACUUCCAUGCUCUGUCCAAAGAGAUUAUCAGCCUCCCAGCUAAAGUUCACUUCACAAUGGUCCAUCUGGACUGUGAGGAGCUGAAACAAGGGCUGGCUCUCAAAGCCAAAACCUAUGCUGACCUAUUUCUGAAGAAAGUGAUCAACCGCCACCAUGAGCAGAAUCUACAGAUCUGCUCUGAAUUUGAAACCAUCGGAGAGAAAGCUCUGAAAGUACCAGAGAAUACAGAGGACAUGACGCAGAUGCUUGAUUUCAUACAGUUCACAAAGACAGAGGGUAUUGCAGAACUGAAUGAAAAAAUAAAGGAAGCCUACCACAGACUGAUCUACCUCUUGGAUGUCCACAUCUUUGAGCCAGAGGAUCUGGAGCUUAAUUCAACCGUCUUUCUCUGGCCCCAAAAAAUUCUCCAAACCUUCGAGCUGAAUGAUGAGGUUAUGCAGACGGCAAAGGAGAAAGGGGAGCAGGAGCUGCUUGCUAAAAGAGAAGAAUUAAUGGUACAGCUGGAGAAGUUGGGAAGCAGAAUAAAGGAGUUCCCACAUUGCUCUGAGCUGGAUAUGAUUCAGCAGUAUGUCACAGAUAUGAGAACGGUUCAGAAACUUCUCCAGGAAGCUGAGGAGGAAGUCAUCUUCAUUAACAAAGAAGAGACAUUCUUUGAAUUGGACCACACCUCUUACCCAGAAGUUGAAGUCAUCAAAGAGAGCAUUGUACCGUACCAGAAGCUGUUUGGACUUGCACUAAAGUGGCAGCGCACACAGAAAAGCUGGAUGGAUGGAUCCUUCCAAGACCUCGAUGGUGAGAGCAUGGAAGUGGAACUGGAUGAGUUCUUUAGGGAGAUCUUCAAGAUGCUGAAGUUUUUCCAACAGAAACAGAAUAAGGCGCAAGAGACCUCUAGAAGGAAGAAGGAAAGCCCCACAAUAAUUUUGUGUUCCGCUGUAAUGGAGCAGGUCAAAGAGUUCAAGGACAAUAUCCCUGUCGUGUCCACCUUGUGUAACCCAGGCAUCAGACCACGCCACUGGGACCAGAUGUCAAACAUAGUGGGGUAUGACCUCACCCCUGACUCUGGAACGACACUUCGCAAAGUUCUCAAACAAGACCUCGCUCCUUACUUGGAAGAGUUUGAGUCUCUCAGUGCUGCUGCUAGUAAAGAGUUUUCCCUGGAGAAGGCAAUGCAAGGCAUGGUGCAUAUUUGGGACAGUGUUUCUUUCCACCACCAACCUUACAGGGAGACAGGAGUUUCUAUCCUGACUGGUGUGGAUGAGAUUCAGACAAUGCUAGAUGACCAGAUUGUGAAGACUCAGACUAUGAGGGGCUCACCGUUCAUCAAACCCUUUGAAGAUGAGAUCAAGACAUGGGAAGAGCGUCUGCUUCGCAUUCAGGAAACCAUAGACGAGUGGCUGAAGGUACAGGCCCAGUGGCUUUACCUGGAGCCCAUCUUCUCUUCUCAGGACAUCAUGCAACAGAUUCCGGAAGAGGGACGACUUUUCCAAACUGUUGACAAAAACUGGAAAGAAGUCAUGAGGCACUGCGUCAAGGAUCCUUUGAUUCUGGAAGCAACUUCCAUGCCUUGUUUGCUAGAAAAACUGCAAGAUUCUAACAUCCUCCUGGAUAGUAUCAUGAAAGGACUGAAUACCUACCUGGAGAAGAAACGUCUCUUUUUCCCACGGUUCUUCUUUCUGUCCAAUGAUGAAAUGCUGGAGAUUCUGUCUGAGACCAAAGACCCAUUGCGGGUGCAGCCCCAUCUGAAGAAGUGCUUUGAGGGAAUUUCCAAGCUAGACUUUCUACCCAAUCUGGAUAUCCAGGCCAUGUAUAGCAGUGAAGGGGAGCGUGUUCAGCUAAUCCAGAAUAUUUCCACGUCUGAAGCCAAAGGAGCCGUGGAGAAGUGGUUGGUGCAGGUGGAGGAUUUAAUGAUUCGUAGUGUCAGAGAUGUAGUUGCCCGGUCCAGGGUGGCUUAUGCUGAGACUGCGCGGAGCCAGUGGGUCAAGGAUUGGCCUGGGCAGGUGGUGCUUUGCUCCUCCCAGAUUUUCUGGACCUUGGAGGUGCAUGAGGCCAUCGGAGCUGGGGCAGAUGGUUUAAAGAACUACUAUCAGCAACUCCGGGAUCAGCUGAAUGACGUUGUGGGGCUAGUGAGAGGGAAACUGCCCAAACAAACACGGACCACGUUAGGAGCACUGGUCACAAUCGAUGUCCAUGCCAGGGAUGUGGUCAUGGAGCUUAUUGAGAAAGGUGUAUCACAUGACACUGACUUUCAAUGGCUAGCCCAGCUGCGUUAUUACUGGAGCAACGAUAAUGUUCGUGUUCGCAUAAUCAACUGUGACGUCAAAUACGCCUAUGAGUACUUGGGGAACUCGCCACGUCUGGUCAUCACCCCUCUGACUGACAGAUGCUACCGCACCCUGAUUGGAGCUUUCUUCCUGAAUUUGGGCGGUGCACCCGAGGGUCCAGCUGGAACAGGAAAGACCGAAACCACCAAAGAUCUCGCCAAAGCUCUAGCUGUGCAGUGUGUGGUCUUCAACUGUUCUGACGGACUGGAUUACAUCGCUAUGGGCAAGUUUUUUAAAGGUCUGGCUUCAUCUGGUGCCUGGGCAUGCUUCGACGAGUUCAACCGUAUUGAGCUGGAGGUGCUGUCUGUAGUGGCCCAGCAGGUCCUCUGCAUCCAAAGGGCCGUCGAGCAGAAGUUGGAGUACUUUGACUUUGAAGGGACUAUGCUCAAACUCAAUCCCAACUGCUUCGUGUCCAUAACGAUGAACCCUGGCUAUGCAGGACGCUCGGAACUCCCUGACAAUCUCAAGGUGUUGUUUCGAACAGUGGCCAUGAUGGUCCCCAACUACGCACUCAUCGCAGAGAUCUCACUUUACUCGUUUGGCUUCCUCAAUGCCAAACCACUGUCCAUAAAGAUUGUGAUGACCUACAGGCUCUGUUCUGAGCAGCUCUCGUCCCAGUUCCACUACGAUUACGGCAUGAGAGCUGUCAAAGCCGUACUUGUGGCUGCAGGAAACCUCAAGCUUAAGUUUCCGGAUGAGAAUGAGGACAUUCUGCUCCUCAGGUCCAUAAAGGAUGUUAAUGAGCCCAAGUUUCUCUCCCACGAUAUUCCGCUAUUCAACGGGAUCACCAGUGAUUUGUUCCCAGGCAUCUCCCUCCCCGAGGCUGACUAUCAGCUGUUUCUGGAGGCUACUACAGAGUGUUGUAAAAAUCACAAUGUGCAGCCAACAGAGGUCUUCUUAACGAAGAUAAUUCAGACAUAUGAGAUGAUGAUAGUCAGGCAUGGGUUCAUGCUCGUGGGUGAGCCCUUUGCUGGAAAGACCAAAGUGCUACAUGUUCUAGCUGAAACACUGACCCUCUUGAAUGAGAGAGGCUAUGGUGAAGAGGAGAGGGUCAUCUUCAGGACAUUGAACCCAAAGUCCAUCACCAUGGGAGAGCUCUUCGGACAGUUUGAUCCAGUUUCCCACGAGUGGACAGAUGGGAUUGUGGCCAACACAUUUCGUGAAUUUGCAUCAGCUGAGACACCGGACCGUAAAUGGGUGGUGUUUGAUGGUCCUAUAGAUACACUUUGGAUUGAGAGCAUGAACACUGUGCUGGAUGACAACAAAAAGUUGUGCCUGAUGAGUGGUGAAAUCAUCCAGAUGUCCAACCAGAUGAAUCUGAUAUUUGAAGCAAUGGAUCUUUCACAGGCAUCUCCUGCCACAGUCAGUCGGUGUGGUAUGAUCUACAUGGAACCGUCUCAGUUGGGCUGGGAGCCCUUGGUAAUCUCCUGGACGAACUCUCUUCCUGAUCCUCUUCAGAGCCCAGACAACCGCUCGCUGCUGCUGGAGCUCUUCCAUUGGCUCCUGCCAGCCGCCCUCAGGACGCUGCGUAAAAACUGCAGAGAAGUCGUUUCCACCAGCAACAGUAACACUGCGGUGUCCUUGUGUCGACUGUUUGAGAUGCUGCUCACUGAACCUGUGAAGACAGAACCUGGGGAUGAAAUUAUUCGCACCUGGAUCUUGGCAGCUUUUGCCUUCUCCCUGGUGUGGUCAGUGGGCGGCAGCUGUGAUGCAGACAGCAGAGAGACCUUUAGUGAGUUCUUAAGAGCGACUGUCUCAGGACAAACAAAGGAAUGUCCAGUCCCUUCCACGGUGGGAAAAUGGGACUGUCCCAUGGAUGACAAAGGCCUGGUGUAUGACUAUUUUUAUGAGUUUAAAGGAAAAGGCCGCUGGAUUCAGUGGAAUGAUGCCAUCAAGAAUGUCAACCUCGGGGACAAAAACACCAAAGUGCAAGAGAUCAUUGUUCCCACCAUAGACACUGUUCGCUACACGUACCUGUUGGACCUCUGCAUCAGCUACGGAGUACCUCUCCUGUUUGUUGGUCCUACUGGCACUGGGAAGUCUGUGUAUGUGAAGGAGAAACUGAUGAACAACUUGGACCAAGAUCGCUAUUUACCCUUCUUCAUCAAUUUUUCAGCCCGCACAAGUGCGAACCAAACCCAGAAUAUCAUCAUGUCCAGGUUAGAUAAGAGAAGGAAGGGAGUGUUUGGGCCCCCCAUGGGAAAGAAGUGUGUCAUCUUUGUGGAUGACAUGAACAUGCCUGCUCUGGAGCAGUUUGGAGCACAGCCUCCUGUGGAGCUUCUUCGACAGUACAUAGACCACGGAAACUGGUAUGAUCUGAAGGAUACCUCCAAGAUCACGCUUGUCGACCUCCAGUUUAUCUCAGCCAUGGGCCCCCCUGGUGGUGGGAGGAAUGCAGUAACACCUCGCUUCCUGCGGCACUUCAACAUUUUUUGCAUCAAUGCCUUCAGCGACGAUACCAUGGUUCGCAUCUUCUCCAAUGUGGUGGACUUCUAUCUCACAAACAAUGUAUUUCCACGUGAAUAUUUCAGCAUUGGCAACAAAAUAGUGACAGCUACAAUGGAAGUGUAUAAGAAAGCCAUGGAGAACUUGCUUCCAACUCCAACUAAGUCUCACUACACAUUCAACCUGCGGGACUUCUCACGCGUUAUCCAAGGCUGCCUGCUGCUGAAGAAGGAGUCUCUGGAGAACAAACGCACUAUGAUACGUUUGUUUGUCCAUGAGGUCUUCCGUGUCUUCUACGAUCGUCUGGUGGAUGACAAAGAUCGAGCAUGGGUCUACAAGCUGAUGAACAGCAUCCUGAAAGAUCACUUCAAAGAGUCCUUCGAUCAGGUGUUUGAUCACCUGAAACAAGGAGAUAGACUGGCAGAGGACGACAUGCGGAAUCUUCUGUUUGGCGACUACAUGAACCCUGACCUGGAGGAUGAUGAGCGCUUGUACGCUGAGGUGCCCUCAGUGGAAAGCUUUGCUCAGGUGGUGGAGUCGUGUCUUGGUGAAUACAACCAGAUGCACAAGAAUCACAUGAACCUCGUCAUCUUCCGCUACGUCCUGGAGCACCUGUCCCGUAUCAGCCGUGUUUUGAAGCAGUCAGGAGGCAAUGCCUUGCUUGUGGGAGUGGGAGGCAGUGGUCGCCAGUCCAUCACACGCCUGGCUGCAUCCAUGGCCCACAUGACCAUGUUCCAGCCUGAGAUCUCCAAGAGCUACUGCAUGACAGAUUGGAGAGAUGAUCUCAAGCUGCAACUGAAAAAUGCCGGGGUGAAGGGGCAGAAGACAGUGUUCCUGCUAACAGAUGCUCAAAUCAAAGAUGAGGCUUUUCUAGAAGAUGUGGACAGUGUCCUGAACACAGGGGAGGUGCCCAAUCUGUUCGCCGUAGAUGAAAAGCAAGAGAUUAUGGAGGCGGUGCGUCCCUUUGCCCAGGCUGGUGAUAAGAAUUUGGAGUUGAGCCCUCUGACCCUGUUCGCUUUCUUUGUGGCACGCUGUAAAGACAACUUGCAUAUCGUCGUGGCCUUCAGUCCCAUCGGGGAUGCCUUUCGAAAUCGACUGCGCCAGUUUCCAUCUCUUAUCAACUGCUGUACCAUUGAUUGGUUCCAGCCAUGGCCAGAGGAGGCUCUUGAGCGAGUGGCCAACUCCUUCCUGGAGUCAUUGGAGAUGAGUGAAAACGAGAGGCAGCAGGUCAUUCCCAUCUGCAAAACGUUCCACACCUCUGCCACACAGCUCUCCGAGAGAUUCCUCUCUGAGCUCGGUCGCCAUAAUUAUGUGACACCCACAUCCUACCUGGAGCUGAUUGCAGCUUUCCAACUGUUACUCACUCAGAAUAGAGAAACUGUCAUGAAGGCAAAACUGAGGUAUACCAAUGGUCUGGAUAAAUUAGCCUUCGCUGAAUCUCAGGUGGGAGAGAUGAAGAAGGAACUGGUAGACCUACAGCCAAAGCUUGAGCAAGCAAAGAUAGACAACAACAAAAUGAUGAAGGUGAUUGAAGUGGAGUCUGUGGAGGUGGAAGCCAAAAGUAAAGUUGUGCGUGUUGAUGAAGAAGCAGCAACUAUAAAAGCCAAUGAGGCUCAGGCUCUGAAGAAUGAGUGUGAGAGCGACUUGGCUGAAGCGAUUCCUGCCCUGGAAGCUGCUCUCUCUGCCUUGAACACUUUGAAGCCCUCUGAUGUCACAAUCGUGAAGUCGAUGAAAAAUCCACCUUCAGGGGUGAAGCUGGUGAUGUCCGCUGUGUGUGUGAUGAAGGACAUAAAGCCAGAUAAGAUAGCUGACCCAGCUGGGACUGGAAAAAAGAUUUUGGACUACUGGGGUCCAAGCAAGAAGCUUCUGGGGGAUAUGAACUUCUUACGAGAUCUUAAAGACUAUGACAAAGACCAUAUUCCUGUCCCAGUGAUGCAAAAAAUCCGCAGUGAAUACAUGACUAAUCCUGACUUUGACCCAAGCAUAGUGGCAAAGGCCUCUUCUGCAGCAGAGGGCUUGUGCAAGUGGAUAAAAGCAAUGGAAGUGUAUGACAGGGUGGCAAAGGUAGUGGCCCCUAAGAAGGCCAAUCUGCAAGAGGCCCAGGAGUCGCUGGCUGCUACCAUGGCCCUGCUGGACCAAAAGAGAGGCGAGCUAAAGGAGGUCGAGGAUCGUUUAGCUGCUCUUCAGAAAACCUUCGAGGACAAGACAGAGGAGAAGGCUCAGUUGGAGUUCCAAGUGGAUUUGUGUGCCAACAAGUUGGAGAGGGCUGCGAAACUCAUUGGUGGUCUGGGUGGAGAGAAGACAAGAUGGUCGAAGGCAGCAGAUGACCUACAGAGCACAUACGACAACCUGACUGGAGAUGUUCUCAUCUCUGCUGGUGUCAUCGCCUACCUUGGUGCUUUUACAGCUGGGUUCAGACAGGACUGCACCAAGUUAUGGACCAAACUCUGCCAAUCUAAGAAGAUUCCAUCAUCAACGGACUUCUCUCUCAGUAAAACCCUGGGAGAUCCCAUUAAGAUCAGGGCUUGGAACAUUGCAGGCCUGCCCAGCGACUCUUUCUCCAUCGACAACGGCGUCAUUGUCAGUAACUCACGUAGAUGGCCCUUGAUGAUUGACCCACAGGGCCAGGCAAACAAGUGGGUGAAGAAUUCAGAGAAAGACAACAACCUGAGUGUAAUCAAGCUGACUGACGGGGACUACAUGAGAACUUUGGAAAACUGUAUUCAAUUUGGAACCCCCUUGCUGCUUGAAAAUGUAGGAGAAGAGCUUGACCCUUCACUAGAACCACUGCUGCUCAAACAAACCUUCAAACAAGGUGGUAUGGAUUGCAUCAGGCUGGGUGAGAGUGUGAUUGAGUACUCCUACGAUUUCCGUUUCUACAUCACCACUAAGCUGAGGAACCCUCACUACCUACCAGAACUGGCCACCAAGGUGUCCUUGCUAAAUUUCAUGAUCACCCCAGAGGGCUUGGAGGACCAGCUGCUGGGGAUUGUGGUUGCCAAGGAGAGGCCCGAGUUGGAGGAGGAGAGGAAUAAACUAAUCCUGCAGUCAGCUGCCAAUAAGAGGCAGCUAAAGGAAACCGAGGACAAGAUCCUAGAGACAUUGUCUUCUGAGGGAAAUAUCCUGGAGGAUGAGAGUGCCAUUCAGAUUCUUGACUCUGCCAAGAUCAUGUCCAACGAGAUUACUAAAAAACAGCAGAUUGCAGAAAAGACAGAGAUUGAGAUAGCCCAGUCCAGGGAGGGUUACAGAUCCAUUGCCAAGCAUUCCUCCGUCCUAUUCUUCAGCAUUGCUGAUCUGACCAACAUAGACCCUAUGUACCAGUACUCUCUGAGCUGGUUUGUCAACCUCUACAUCAACUCUAUACAAGAGAGUAACAAGUCCAAGAUCCUGGAGAGGAGGCUUCAAUACCUGACCAAUCACUUCACCUAUAACCUGUACUGCAACGUCUGUCGCUCUCUGUUUGAGAGGGACAAACUUCUCUUCUCCUUUCUCCUCUGCUCUAAUCUUCUUCUAGCAAAGAAGGAGAUUGAGUACUCUGACUUCAUGUUCUUGCUGACUGGAGGAGUGGGCCUGCAGGAGGCCAUGGCUAACCCUGACCCCAGCUGGCUACAGGACAGGAGCUGGGAAGAGAUUUGUCGAGCCAAUGAACUGCCAGGCUUACGAGGAAUAAAAGAGGCUUUCAUCAAGAGUCCGGCCGACUUCAAGCCCAUUUAUGAGAGCAAAGAGCCAUGCAACGUACCCCUGCCCACACCGUGGUGUGAUCAACUCAAUGACCUGCAGAAAAUGAUCAUUGUCCGCUGUCUCCGGCCCGAUAAGAUGGAGCCAUCUGUGACUAAAUAUGUGUCUGGCCAUCUGGGGAAGAAAUUUGUACAACCCCCUCCCUUUGACCUGAGUAAGAGCUACCUGGACUCCAACUCCACCAUCCCCCUUGUGUUUGUGCUGUCUCCAGGAGCUGAUCCCAUGGCCAGCUUGCUGAAGUUUGCCAGUGACAAGGUCACGGGUGGUGCCAUGUUCCAAUCCAUCUCUCUUGGUCAGGGCCAGGGCCCCAUUGCGGCUAAAAUGAUAUCCACGGCCAUGCAGGAUGGGACAUGGGUGUGUUUACAGAAUUGCCACCUGGCUGUUUCCUGGAUGUCCACCCUGGAGAAAAUCUGCGAGGACUUCAGUCCAACAACAUGCCACCCUGAUUUCCGCCUUUGGCUCACAAGCUACCCUUCACCCAAGUUUCCAGUGACCAUCCUGCAGAAUGGAGUGAAAAUGACAAAUGAGCCUCCUACAGGACUCAGACUCAACCUUCUUCAGUCUUACUUGUCAGAUCCUGUUUCUGACUCCGACUUCUUCAAUAAUUGCCCCAAUAAUAAGGAGCUGAUUUGGGAAAAGCUCCUGUAUGGACUUUGCUUUUUCCAUGCACUUGUUCAGGAAAGAAAGAAGUUUGGUCCACUGGGCUGGAACAUUCCCUAUGGCUUCAAUGAGUCUGACCUCCGCAUAAGCAUCAGACAGCUACAGCUGUUUGUGAACGAAUACGAUGAGGUGCCCUUUGAGGCCAUAUCUUAUCUGACCGGGGAGUGUAACUACGGUGGCCGUGUGACAGACGACUGGGACAGGCGGCUCCUGCUGACCAUCUUGGCAGACUUCUACAACAAGGACGUCAUUGAGAAACCUCGCUACCCUUUCUCACCUAGUGGUGAUUACCACACCCCACCUAAGUCUAGCUAUGAGGACUACCUUGAAUUUAUCAAGGAACUUCCAUUGGGCCAACAUCCAGAGGUUUUCGGGAUGCACGAAAAUGUCGACAUUUCGAAAGAUCUCCAGCAGACGAAGUUGCUGUUUGAUUCACUUCUUCUCACCCAGGGCGGUGGCGCCAAAGGAGGGUCGGGCUCUGGGAGCGACAACACACUCUACGACAUAGCAAAUGACAUCCUCACCAAGCUCCCAGGUAAUUUCGACAUAGAGGCAGCUCUCCUGAAAUUUCCGGUGCUCUACGAGGAGAGUAUGAACACCGUCCUCGUCCAGGAAAUGGAGCGCUACAACACGCUGUGUAGUGUGAUCCGUGUGAGUCUACAGAACCUGCUCAAGGCCAUUAAGGGUCUGGUGGUGAUGGAUGCAGAGCUGGAGGCUGUUGCAAGCAGUCUGACAGUGGGCAAGGUCCCAGAGAAAUGGGCUAAGCGCUCCUACCCGAGCCUCAAACCCUUGGGCAGCUACAUCACAGACUUUCUCUCAAAAUUGAAGUUUCUGCAGGACUGGUACGACUCCUGUAAGCCCAACGUGUUCUGGAUCUCUGGCUUCUUCUUCACUCAGGCCUUCCUAACUGGGGCUAUGCAGAACUACGCCAGGAAAUACCAUGUCCCCAUUGACCUGCUAAUUUUUGAUUUUGAGGUUCUUUCUAUCAAUGAGACGGACACAUCACCUGAGGACGGUGUUUACAUUAAUGGAUUGUUUCUGGAUGGAGCUCGGUGGGACAAAGAAAGUGGUGUUCUGGCUGAGCAGUUCCCCAAAGUCCUGUUCGACACGAUGCCCAUCAUCUGGAUAAAACCCAAUGAGAAGAAGGGCACUGAUCAGCCUCAGAAGCUGUACGUUUGCCCUCUCUACAAGACCAGUGAGAGAAAGGGAACCCUCUCUACCACAGGCCACUCCACCAACUUUGUCUUCUCCACGAUGUUGCCCACGAGCAGAGCCCCUCAACACUGGAUCAAGCGCGGCGUGGCAAUGCUCUGCCAGCUCGAUGACUGAAAUUGGACUGUUGAAGAAGACCGGAGCACUUUCCUGUGGAACAUUAAACACUUUGAUGCCUCUCUGGAUACUCAGUUCCUUAACAAUGCAACACAAUUAAAUGUAAUCUUUGUCUUUGACCAAGAAGUAUGUUCCAAACUGUUGAUAUAGUAUUGAUGUGAUCACUGGACAAAAGCGCAGCUAAAUGAAUGUAAUGUCAUGUAUUCAUGUGGAUAUCUACGGUGAGGUGAAGUCAUAUUUGCAUCAAACACCAUGAUUUUUCAAAAGAAUUAAAUAAAUUCAACAAACAUAAA